Messenger RNA from Acytostelium subglobosum LB1, 5418 nucleotides. RefSeq lists its product as hypothetical. The coding region runs from base 1 to 5418 and encodes 1805 amino acids. Gene Ontology annotation, molecular function: ATP binding; protein binding; eukaryotic translation initiation factor 2alpha kinase activity. The transcript has 3 exons. Gene Ontology annotation, biological process: DNA damage checkpoint signaling; regulation of translational initiation by eIF2 alpha phosphorylation. The record is from RefSeq and is a predicted model, not a curated record. Lineage: Eukaryota; Evosea; Eumycetozoa; Acytosteliales; Acytosteliaceae. Gene Ontology annotation, cellular component: cytosol.
AUGGCAACAAUAUCAAAUAGCUCAUCGACGUCAUCGUCUUCGUCAGCAGCUUCAAAGAUAAAGUCGACCAUCCUAAUGACACUGAACCCAAAGAACGAAGAGGCUCAGAACGAUGAGAUGAUGUGUCUUCAAUCAAUAUAUAGAGACGACUUUGAGAUGUUGACACCUGAUGCAGUAUGCAAAAGAUUCAAGAUCACAUUGAUACCUCAUCCAACUAAUCAGUAUCAGAACUAUUGCUCGGUGCGAUUGUCAGUGACUUAUACACCAAACUAUCCAGACUCAUUGCCAAAUAUUGAGUUGGAGAAGGUGCGCGGACUAUCUGACGAGCAGAUCGAGGAGUUGUAUAUACUGCUGGGGCAGAAGAUGACCAUUGGACAGAUCGUCAUCUUUGAGCUGUGUCAGGCAAUCCAGGAGUUCUUGUUGCUCUACAACAAGGAGACGGUCAGUCUGCACGAGGAGAUGAUCCAGCGACAGAAGCUCAGCAACAGCAUUGGCGUAAAGUCGAGUGUCACAAUGAUGGGCGAGAGCGAUGACGAGGAUGCCACUGAGCGCGAGUACGACGACGAUGGCAAUCUCAUUGAGCGAUCGGAUGACACGGCGCUCAACACUACCGACGACAUGGCGCCGAGCUCGCCGCCAUACGGCCUCGACUCGUCACAACACAUGGGCAUGCCGCCCCUUCACAUGCGCUACGACAACGAGGGCAAGAAGCUCUUGCUCUCAUCGCAGGGUUCAUACGACACAUUCGACACAUUCUUUGGCAGCACGUCAAGUGGUUUGGAGAGCAAUGACAACAUCUUUGAAGAUCAUCAUCCACAUCAUCAUCAUCAUCAUCAUCACAAUCAUCACCAGCAACAGCAGCAACUGUGGCGCAGCCCCAGUAUAGAUUUGGACGACAGCGAGGGCAGCGAUCAAACCGCUGCCAAUCACUACACAAAGAUACGUUGGAAGCUGGGCGCGCGGCUCGGCCCAUCGAUCCAUGAGUGCACCAACCUGGACACUUCACAGGCGAUGGUGUGUCGUGUCGUCACUGUGGACAAUGAGAACUCGACGAAUGACGUGCGCGAGAACUUGGCCAAACUAUACUCGAUUCAGAAGGAGGUCGAAUGCAUGAAGUUCCUCAUCAAUCCAUACGUCGUGCGAUACAUUGGCACUGCCAUCGAGAACAACACAUUGUACAUCUUCCAGGAAUAUGUAAAGAGCGAGACAUUGCGCCGACGCAUCGAUAAACUGGGCAAGAUUGACGAGGCCACCGUGCGCAAGUACACGCACCAAUUGUUGCUGGCGCUGGUCUACCUGCAUUCACAGCACAUCCCACAUCGCGACGUCCAGACCAAGAACAUAUUCGUCGACGACAAGAACCGUCUAUUGCUCACAAACUAUGGCGGCAAGACCACGCGUAUCAUCGACUCACACGAUCGGCACUCGGCCAAGAACAUCAACUUUUGGAUCUCUCAGAAGCUGCUCAACUCGCCCAACUCACAGCUACGGCGAGAUGACCUAUACAACCUCGGACUGGUCGUGUUGGAAAUGCUCACUGGCGUGCAUCGAACGGUCAACCCGCUGAGUAGCAGCUCAGGCAGCGUAGGUAGCGGCUCGAGCAUGGGCAGCGGCAGCGGCAGUGGUGGUGGCAGUGGCGGCGCUCAGGCCAACGAGUACCUUAAGUUGUUCGAGAGCACGCCACUACCAGAGUGCGUGUCCCCACUGGCCAAGGACUUUCUGUACAUUAUAUUCAACAGCGAUGAGAAGGCGCGUCUGGAGGCUGGCCACAUCCUCAAGCAUCGUUUCAUCUCAUCGCAUCACUCGCUGUCUACAUCAACACCACAGCUCAAGACCAAGGAGACCAACAGCAGUGGCGGCAACAACAACAAUAGCAGCAGUGGUACUACCAGUAGCAGCAGCAACAAUAUAUUGAGUCUGGCACAUCUGGUCACGACGACGCUACGCAACACAACCGCUUCGAUACAGACACUGACGACAAGCUCUUCAUCGAACAACAACACCGCGUUAACAACAUCGACAAAUAGCGACGCGCUCAACACGAGCACAACAUCCAACCUGAGCGACUCGACGCCCUCCUCGCCACAGGCUUCUUACACAGCGGCGGGCGGUGUGGUGUUGGCCAGCAGCCAGUCACCGCCACCCACGACCAACACCAUCAUCUACCCACCAUCACCGACCAUCCUCAAGAAGGAACCGAUUACGCCGCUCUCCCCGUCAACCGCGAGUCUGCAGCCCCCCGCAACUAGCUCGCCCAUGGCCGACUUUCGUUAUCAUUCGCGUUACAGGACGGACUUUGAAGAGAUCGAGAUGAUUGGCAAGGGUGGCUUUGGCAUCGUGGUCAAGUCGCGCAAUAAGUUGGACGGGCGAUAUUAUGCAGUGAAGAAGAUCAAGACAGAGAAUGUAUCAUCGGACAGCCAUGCAGAGCCCCUCACAAACAAGCUGUUGCGCGAGGUCACUACCCUGUCGCGUCUUCAUCAUCAAUAUGUGGUGCGUUACUACCAGGCGUGGAUCGAGCGAUCAGAGUCGUUCCCAUCGGACAUUGAUGCGUCGAUGGAGGACCUCAGCGGUGAUCUGGAGACAGAUGCCAGCGAGGAUUGGAUGAUGCAGAGCCAUAGCAGGUCACUGAUAUCACACGACACAACAUUCACGGCCAACACAGACAUGAGCUAUGUGGCAAGCGAUGAUCCAUCGUUUGGCGACGACGAUGACGACGACAAUGACGAUGACGACGGAGAUGACGACAUGUCAUCAGAUGCAUCGACCUCCAACUACAACUUCUCAUCACACCAGUCCAAAAUACUCUCACGUCCAUCCAACAGUCUGCUACGAACGCCAAAGAAAGAGAAGAACACGCAUACACUGUAUAUACAGAUGGACUAUUGCUCCAAGAAGACCUUGAAGACAUUGAUUGACAACAUUGGUGGAAUGAGUGAGGAUGAGAUAUGGCGAAUCUUUAGACAGAUGGUCGAAGGUCUAGAUCACAUCCACUCACAAGGCAUCAUUCAUCGUGAUCUCAAGCCAGCCAACAUCUUCAUUGACAAUGAUGAGAACGUCAAGAUUGGUGACUUUGGACUGGCAACCAGUGGAACGACAAAGAACCCUGUUGGAACGGGCAUAGACAUCAACAAUAACAACAAUAAUAAUAACAACAACAAUGACAAUGACAACAACAUCUUCGCAGAGAUAACAGUGGACAAUGAGGAUAAUAUGACUGGAGGAGUUGGAACACCAUUCUAUUGCUGUCCAGAGAUAUUGAAGAAUACCAAACAGUAUGGGGUCAAGGUGGACAUCUACUCGCUAGGCAUCAUCCUGUUUGAGAUGUGUCAUUCGUUCCAAACACAGAUGGAGCGAUCAAAGAUACUUCACGAACUGCGCAAUGAAAUCAAGUUCCCACCUGGCUUCGAAGCUCUCAAGCCCGAUCAAUCACAGCUGAUUCGUCGCAUGGUGUCACACAAUCCCAACAACAGGCCCACGACAAAGGAGUUGCUCGAGUCGGAGCUGCUGCCGUCGAGAAUGGAAGAUGACAUCCUCAAGGAGGCUAUCAAGGCUAUCGCCAACCCAUCACUCUCCCUAUUCAACUACCUGAUGGAGAAACUGUUUGGCAUGUCCACAGACGAGCACAUCAUCUCGCGCUACCUCUACACGGCCAACGCCACACUCUCACAGGUGCACUUGCUGGCGCGCGAGCAGACCUUUGCGCGACUCACCAAGAUCUUCAAGAAUCGCUGUGCCGUGCGAAUUGACACGCCGCUUCUCUUCCCACGCGAUGGAUCAGCGGGCAACAACCUGGUGUCAGCAAAGUUCAUGGACGAGGGAGGCACUGUGAUCUACAUGCCCUACGACCUCACCGUGCCAUGGGCGCGGCACGUCGCCCUGCAUGGCAUUUCCCUUUCAAAGCGUUACUCAAUCGCCAAGGUGUUCCGUGAGGCAUCACCAGGCUUCAGUCCAAAGGAGCUGUAUGAGUGCGACUUUGACAUUGUCGGCUCGCCCAAGACGCGACACGUGAGCGAUGCAGAGAUACUGCGCACGGCAGUCGACAUCAUGGAGGAGUUCUCGCGUGAGCUUGGCGCCAGCUACAUCAUCAAGAUCAAUCAUUAUAGCACACUGGAUGGCGUGCUGGAGGUGUGUGGCGUCGAGCGACGACAUCACGAGCAGGUAUACAUGGCCAUUGCGACCCUGCACUGGAAGUACACGUGGACACAGGUGGUUGCAUCGCUGCGCGACAUUGGCCUGACCCAACAAUGCGUCAAUCGUCUGUCCGUCUACCUCAAGCAGACUGGCGAGAUGAUGACGUGCAUCGGCCAGCUCGAAAGUUUACUCGUGGGCAAGAAGGAGGCACUGGUCGGACUGACCGACUUGCGCAUGUUGGCGCGCAACCUCCAGGCCAUCAACAUCAUUCACAAGUUCUACCUGGACCUCAGUCUGGUACACAACUAUCAAUACUACAAUGGCAUUGUGUUCCAAGUUGUUAGCGAUCGUAGCAACGUAGCGUCGAACGAGCCCAAGCCACAGAAGCAAGAGAUAGUGAUGGCGGGUGGGCGCUACGACAAGCUGAUCCACUCGUUCCUUCCGCCUGCGACAAUGAGCAACAUAUGUGGCAUUGGCCUGACGAUCGCGUCCGAGAAGAUUGUCAACUCUGUCAUCUCGUACGAGCAGCGUCUAGUGCGCACCAAGGGCAUGCACUCCCUGUUUGACACAGAGGUGUUCAUCAGCUCGCUCGGCUCCAACAUGUUGACAGAGAAGCUACAAGUGGCCACGCAGCUAUGGUCCAUGAACAUCAAGGCUGACUACUCGCAGACCGACUACUCCACUGCCGAAGAGAUCUACCAUCACUGCAAAGAGAAUGGCAUCACAUGGGUCAUCAUACUGAAGGAGCGCGCAUACCAGACUGGCUCAAUCAAGAUCCGCCACAUUGAGACCAAGACCGAGUCGAUCAUCUCUCGCAAGGACCUCGUCGACUUCAUCCUCAAGGCCAAGAAGUAUCGCAUCAUGGAGAGUGGAGCGCCGGCCGGUCAGUCGUCGGGCAUCAGCACCAGUGGCGGAGCCACCGACAUUGCCGUCGACACACAGACCGAGCUGCUCAACAUCAAUGUGACUAUACAGGGUGGCGAAGACAUCAAGAACAAACUAAAGAAGAUCGAGGGCACGGUCAAGGAGUGCAUCAGCAAGAUGUUCAAGGGCUUCUUCCUGGCCAAGGGAUCGUCUAUCAAGGUGGUCGCCGUCGACCUGCCCAUCGCCACAGUCAAAGAGUUCAUCGACAGUGAUGUGCCCGCAUCCAAGUAUCCCAAAGCAUCUCGUGACAAACUUGUCCAACUGAAGGUACACGUGUCCAAAUGGAAGAUGAUACCAUUCUUUGUCGUCUACUCCUAUAAGGAUGAUAAGCCGAUUAUCAUUACCAAUAGUGUACCGUCAUAG